This is a messenger RNA of Saccharomyces mikatae IFO 1815, 1263 nucleotides long. RefSeq names its product protein kinase RIO2 (gene RIO2). Gene Ontology annotation, biological process: maturation of SSU-rRNA; protein phosphorylation. The transcript has a single exon. Gene Ontology annotation, molecular function: ATP binding; protein serine/threonine kinase activity. The coding region runs from base 1 to 1263 and encodes 420 amino acids. NCBI's taxonomy places the organism in Eukaryota, Fungi, Ascomycota, Saccharomycetes, Saccharomycetales, Saccharomycetaceae. The record is from RefSeq and is a predicted model, not a curated record. Gene Ontology annotation, cellular component: cytosol; preribosome, small subunit precursor; nucleus.
AUGAAAUUGGAUACAUCUCACAUGAGAUAUUUAACAACUGAUGAUUUUCGUGUCCUCCAAGCCGUUGAACAAGGUUCUAGAAGUCACGAAGUUGUUCCAACUCCCUUGAUUCAUCAAAUUUCAGGGAUGAGAUCACAAUCAGGUACGAAUCGAGCUAUUAGUGAUUUGGCCAAACUCAGUUUGAUUUCAAAGAUGAGAAAUAUCAAAUAUGAUGGCUAUAGGUUAACAUAUAAUGGUAUUGAUUACCUGGCUUUAAAGACUAUGCUGAACAGGGAUACCGUGUAUUCUGUUGGAAACACCAUCGGUGUUGGUAAAGAAUCUGAUAUUUAUAAAGUGAGCGAUAAAAAUGGCAAGCCCAGAGUAAUGAAGAUCCACAGAUUAGGAAGAACUUCCUUCCAUUCUGUAAGGAAUAAUAGAGAUUAUUUGAGGAAUUCUAACCAAGGCGCUAACUGGAUGCACCUUUCACGUUUGGCCGCUAACAAAGAAUAUCAGUUUAUGUCGAUGCUUUAUUCAAAGGGCUUCAAGGUUCCUGAACCAUUUGAUAAUUCUCGCCAUAUCGUUGUGAUGGAGCUUAUUGAAGGUUACCCAAUGAGAAGACUGAGGAAACAUAAAAAUAUACCUAAACUUUAUAGUGACCUAAUGUGUUUCAUCGUUGAGCUAGCCAAUAGUGGACUCAUCCAUUGUGAUUUUAAUGAAUUCAAUAUUAUGAUCAAGAACGAAGUAGAAGAUGAAAAGGACUGCGGUUUUGUAGUUAUUGAUUUUCCACAAUGUGUAUCCAUUCAACAUCAAGAUGCUGACUAUUAUUUUCAGAGGGAUGUUGAUUGUAUUCGCCGUUUCUUCAAAAAGAAGCUAAAGUACGAACCAAAGCCGGAUCCAUCAAUGCUUGAUACUGAAGGUUUUGGAGACGGUUAUAAAUAUGCAUAUCCAGAAUUCAAACGAGACGUUAAAAGAAGUGACAAUUUGGAUGAAUUGGUACAAGCUUCAGGGUUUAGUAAAAAACAUCCAGGUGAUAGAAGCUUAGAAACUGCCGUCGAAAGCAUGAGAAAUGCUGUUUAUGAUUCAGAUGAGGGAGUUGAAGUGGAAAGCGGAGAGAACGAUAAUUCAGAGGUGGAUGACUACUAUGAUUCUGAAAUUAAUGAUGAGAGUUCUGGAGAUGAUAGCGAAGAUGCACAAGAAGAAGAAAAUGAACGAAUUAUAGAGGCACUUUCAAGUGGUGUUGAAAAUCUAAAAAUGGACAAAUUAGGAAACUAUAUACUAGAGUAG